This is a messenger RNA of Sorex fumeus (smoky shrew), 5635 nucleotides long. RefSeq names its product transmembrane and coiled-coil domain family 3 (gene TMCC3). Bases 167 to 1576 code for a protein of 469 amino acids. Gene Ontology annotation, cellular component: endomembrane system. Lineage: Eukaryota; Metazoa; Chordata; Mammalia; Eulipotyphla; Soricidae. The record is from RefSeq and is a predicted model, not a curated record. The transcript is spliced from 4 exons.
CGGCGGCGGCGGCGCAGCGCAGCGCGGCCGCUCGGGUGCAGGCAACAGCUGCAGCAGCCCGCGCCGCCCCCUCGGCCGCGUCUUCCGGGGCGAGCCCGAUCACUGCCGAGCUCGGGUGGCGCGGUGGCUCGGUGGACGCUGCAAAGUUCCCCGCGCUAGCGCCGAGAUGCCGGGCAGCGACACUGCGCUCACGGUGGACCGGACCUACUCCGACCCGGGCCGGCACCACCGCUGCAAGAACCGGGUGGAACGCCAUGACAUGAAUACCCUCAGCCUGCCCCUUCACAUACGCCGAGGCGGUUCUGACACCAACCUCAACUUUGACGUCCCAGAUGGCAUCCUGGAUUUCCACAAGGUCCGGCUCAAUGCCGAUAGCCUGAAGCAGAAAAUCCUGAAGGUCACCGAGCAGAUCAAAAUUGAGCAGACCUCCCGGGAUGGGAACGUGGCUGAGUAUCUGAAGCUGGUCAACAGUGCAGACAAGCAACAAGCCAGUCGGAUCAAGCAGGUCUUUGAGAAGAAGAAUCAGAAAUCGGCACACUCUAUUGCUCAGCUGCAGAAAAAGUUGGAACAGUACCAUCGGAAGCUCCGGGAGAUUGAACAGAACGGAGCCUCCAGGAGUGCCAAGGACCUCCAGCACUCUCUGAAGGAUGCCCAUGCCAAAUCUCGAACUGCGCCCCAUGGCAUGGAGAGCAGUAAGUCGGGCAUGCCUGGGGUGUCCCUCACGCCCCCCGUUUUUGUCUUCAACAAGUCCAGAGAGUUUGCCAACCUAAUCCGCAAUAAGUUUGGCAGCGCUGACAACAUCGCUCACCUCAAAAAUUCCCUCGAGGAAUUCCGGCCAGAGACAAGUGCCCGGGCAUACGGGGGCAGUGCCACCAUUGUAACCAAACCCAAAUACGGCAGUGAUGAUGAGUGUUCGAGUGGCACGUCGGGCUCUGCAGACAGCAAUGGGAACCAGUCGUUUGGGGCCAGUGGGGCAGGGACGCUGGACAGCCAGGGGAAGCUCAGCAUGAUUCUGGAGGAACUACGGGAGAUCAAGGAGACCCAAACCCAGCUGGCCGAGGACAUCGAAGCGCUGAAAGUGCAAUUUAAGAGAGAAUACGGGUUUAUCUCACAGACCCUGCAAGAGGAGAGAUACAGGUACGAGCGCCUGGAAGACCAGCUGCAUGACCUGACAGACCUGCAUCAGCACGAGAUGGCCAACCUGAAGCAGGAGCUGGCCAGCAUCGAGGAGAAGGUGGCCUACCAGGCCUACGAGCGGUCGCGGGACAUCCAGGAGGCCCUGGAAACCUGCCAGACUCGCAUUUCUAAGCUGGAGCUGCACCAGCAAGAGCAGCAAGUUCUGCAGACAGACACAGUGAAUGCCAAAGUUCUCCUGGGGAAGUGCAUAAAUGUCAUCCUGGCCUUCAUGGCCGUGCUCUUGGUGUGUGUGUCCACCAUCGCCAAGUUCGUCUCGCCCAUGAUGAAGAGCCGCUUCCACAUUCUUGGCACCUUCUUUGCUGUGACUCUUCUAGCCAUCUUUUGUAAAAACUGGGACCACAUUCUGUGCGCCAUAGAACGAAUAAUCAUACCAAGAUGAAGCCCCCUUCGGUCCCCAUUGUCAAGUCUCCUCAUGUUUUUAUUUUAACGACCAACUGUGCAUACCACCAAAUUUUUCCAGCGAACGGUUUGUGCCAACAGAAGCCCACAGGAAGGACUGGGACUGCAAGUUGUAAAUAACUCGUGCAUUUCUUUAUCCAGUAGCAGCUGCCAGCCCAGCCCCUGUACUUGAUUAAUGUGAAUCUGUUUCAGCGGUCCCCACCACCACACCACGUUGCUCACUGCCUUAAUUAGACCAGAUUUCUUGCCCCCCUGACACACCCAUUAUGGCAAACCUCUGGUUAUUGAGCACUUUGCAUAAUGAGUGACCCAGGAGAGAGGACAUUUUAAACUCUCUCUCUAAGUCUCUCUCCACCUUGACCACCACUGUUGUCAGCAGUAGCAUUUUCCCUAAGCCCCAGAAGCUGACAGGAAGUGACGUGACUCAGAUACAGGUUGACCACAUGGAACACUGGUGGCCCGUGGAAAGGGACAGGACACCCCGUAUAACGCAUCCCACUCAUCCACAGAUGGCCAAGGGGCCAGUGCCCACAGUGUCCGCCUGGGUCUGACUCUAACCUGUGAAACUCUUCUAACACCUUUUGAUCUGUCAGAAGUCUAAGGAGGUGUUCUGUUGCACUUUAAAGACUAUGACAUGGGACUGAUGACAUGGCAAGGGGCUGCCUUCUGCGCCAGGAGCUACAUCCUAAACCAGUGUGAAAGGCCCCCACCUCCUUCAAAGCUUGCAGACCAGCUGCCCGACCAAAGUGUGGCUUGAACAUUAACCUGGGCUCCGGUCAGCAGCCCUCAGACGGUGUGUUUUUCAGCAGCUCUUAUUUGUGCCCAUCUCUUGAGGAUGAGGGUCCCUUUCUUCCCAGACCUGCCAGGGCUGCUCAGUGCCCUCAGCAAAUGGAAACCAGUGAUACUCAGGGUGGGCUUGGUUUUCCUUAAGUAGGAGUAGCAGAUUCCAAACUCAGAGCUGAUGUGCCCUUGUUGGGUAGCCUAAGAUGGGAGGAAGGUAGGACCCAGAAGGACCUGAAAGAAUUCAGAUGAACUUGAUCCAGUGUCUAAGCCAAUAUGGCAUCUGGCUCCUCAGAUCUCACCAAACCUGGGCUCAGGGUAAUCAGCUGCUCUUUUCACACUGGGGGGAAGCAGAUGUCUUCCAGAUGUUAACUUCUGAAGUUAACAUCUGUAAUAUAUUUGGGGGGUGCUCUUCACUAUCUUCAGUCCAGAUGAGAUGUCUUUUGAGUCCAUGUCUCUGUGUCCCUAAAAAAAGAAAGCCAUGGGAGAUGUGACUUGGGGCUGUUCAGCCUCUCAUCCCACCACCGCCUUGCUUUGUCUGAAGGUGGGGAGUCACAAGCUACGGUUCAUUUUCUUCCAGAAAAUGUCAGAACCACCUGGGUUUAAAUUAAAUGGCCACAGUUGACCUCCCACUGCUCUUAGGAGAUCUCCCAAACACACAUGCUGGUGGCCGUGGUUGGAGGGAACAGAACAGUUGAGCACUUGGUACAUGUUCUGUGUGACUAUGACCCGCCCCCUGUGACUCAAGAAAAGUCCUCUUCUAGUGAUUAUUUAUUUCCCCUCUAGUUGUUUUAAACAGCUCAAAAACAUAUUCAGUUAUCAUCACUAAUUUCUGGACUGAAGCUUUAUUAAUACAGCAAACAUCUUUUCAAAAUAUCUUUGGCUAUAGAGUAUUCUGGAUUCAAGAAAGAGUCCCACUCUCGCCCUUGGCUGUAUCCCUUUCUGCCAGGCUCACCCAUGGCCUUCAAGGGGGGCCAUAUGAACACUGUGAUCCAUCCAGUCCAGGGCAGAGGGGAGGUCCAGGGGAGGAGGGAGGCUGCUGUGUCUCCUGUGGUUUCAAGGGCUGAUGGCCAACCUUCCCCUUUUUCCCGUGGACAUUAUCUCAUGGACUAAGGGCUAGGUGUCACUUACACCCUUCAAGUGAGGUCCUAGUAUAAUUGCUGUGAAUCCUACUCGGGCACUUUGUCCAAGCCAAGGGUGGAUAUGGAUACUGCCGUUAGUUGAGAGAGGCUGCAUGGGAUGACCAGCCCCCAAGGGCUCUGAGACUAUCCAAGCUGACUGGGCCUUCCUCUUCCUGCCACCAAUUAUCUUCUCCUUUGCUCAGCCUAGAAGGUUCUCAAUGACACUUCCCAGAUCACUGAUCAGAGAGACAAGUAGAAAGGCAGAUGAAAAGGGUUCCCUUCUAUCCCUCCUCCUAGUCCCUUCCAGUCUGGACCUGUCAGCAGAUGCUGCUCAAAACUGACUGUAUUGCAAGAUAUCCUAGAGUCCAAAUUAUUCAACCUGAUUGUGAGUGCUUUUAAAAGAUGUCCUCUUCCCAUGAUUCUCAUUAGAUGUCAGCCUUGUCUUCCCUUGGCAAUGCUCAGCAAACACAUUGUAUUUUAUUUCAGUCUUAAAGUUGAUGACGCUUUUUAAUAAGAUGAUAUAUUCCAAGGACUCUUCUACUCUCAGCAGUUUAGUCUCUCCUAAAGCAUAAACCUUCCCUCUGCUUGUUUCCUUCACACCGUAAGAUUUCUAUACGGUUUUAUUAAUAUGCAAUUACAGAUAGUGAUGUCACUGUGACAUAGCCUAAAAUCAGAUGUUCAAGUUACAUUUAUGUCCACUAACCAUUCUCUACCUUUUUAGGUUAGUUGAGCCUCCUGUUCACUCCUAAAGGUUCAGACCUAAACAGCUGUCAGAUACUGGUUAUCAAUAGCCACCAGCCCCUGCUCACUGAACAUUACUCAGUACUUUAAGAAGCUAGACAUAGGAUUCUAACCCUGGGUUUCUUUUAAUUUUUCCCCCACAUAUUUUCAUUAGCCUCAGGAUCAUGAUGGCUUGUUGAGGACAAAAACAAAAAUCUGCUAGGGAACUUGAAUUGGUUAUUCAUGUUAUAUUUUGAGUGUGAUUAAUUCAGAAUAGAAUAGCUUUCUUUUCCCAAAGAAACUAUUGAAAGCCACACUGAUGCAGUGAAUGAAAGUACACCAUUGUUAGACAGUGAUCGAGUUUCUAGCAUGUACUACUAGUGGGUUUGCUUGUGUGAAUGCUAUGAUCUUUGGAUGGACUGAAAUCUGAGACUCCUCCCUUGUCCUUUCAACCCAGAAUGUUAUUCUCCCUCCCUGUCAAUUAGCAUCUGCGGAAUUUUAGUCCUUCUACUUUGUCACCCUUGUUUUCAUUUCAGUGUUGCCCCAUUAUGUAUAUUUAUUGCUCUGCCAUUUCUGUAGCAUAUCAGAUUUAAUUACAGUUUCAAUACUUGUGAUGGGAACUCGGUCCCCCUGGGCAACUAAUUACUUUUGCCCUUUUGUUUUGGAGCUUAAAUAUCAAAUGAUUUUUUCACUGAGAGGGAAAAAAUUUCUAUUGAAUACAGAUACAUAGAAGUCUUGAUUUGAAAAACAUUUCAAUACACUUAUUAAUAUGAACAUGGAUGAUUAAAGCAAUUUAUUUUGUGUAACUGUAAUUUUGAGGAGUGAACCAGGAAAAGGAAGAAAUAGCAUUAUUUUAAAUUCAGGACUUUAUCUGGAGAGAGGUUCUUCAAAGAAGUUUAGUACGAGGAAGAAAUUGGUGUAAAAAGAAGUCACUGAAACAAAUGAGUUUGGCCUAUUUACAUUGAAAGUAGUUAAGAUGCCAAAAAAAGAAAGAGUACAAUUAAGAGUUUAACACACAAAAGACAAAACUGAACUAACCCGUUAUUUUCUAUGCUCAAUGCAAUUCUCUGUUCAUAAGUUGGGAGGUAAUGCACCUUGAUUGUUUUAGAAAUGAUUUAUGUGUUGCAAUUUUUAUUUAUUUAAAGCAUGUCUACUCUGUUUGUCCUAAGAGAACUGUUCCAGAAAAAAAAAUGUGCUCUGUGUUUAAGAUAUGUUUAGGCAGUAGUUAGUGGUCCUGAAAGUAGAAACUAGAAAUGUUUACUCUGAAGUCUGUUGCAAAAUUUCCAUUUUGUAGUUUCAUGUUCUCCUAAAGUGAAUUCUCUGUAGAUUUUCACCUCAUUCAAGGCAGGUGCCAUUAUUUUUUUAAAUAAACAUUUGAUGUUAGCUUUGAUGUUAAAUAAAGAGAUUUCUUAAAUUUU